Molecule: messenger RNA, 3714 nt
Organism: Ooceraea biroi (clonal raider ant)
Lineage: Eukaryota; Metazoa; Arthropoda; Insecta; Hymenoptera; Formicidae
Product: exonuclease 1
Biological process (GO): DNA recombination; mismatch repair
Cellular component (GO): nucleus
Molecular function (GO): 5'-3' DNA exonuclease activity; metal ion binding; 5'-flap endonuclease activity
Source: RefSeq, a predicted model, not a curated record
AUGUGCACGAGUUACGAAUUAAUUAAUAAAAAUGGGUAUUACCGGUUGUUACCAUUCUUGGAGAAGUCUUCUAAGAGAACGAAUAUCCAAGAAUUUUCCGGUGGCACUGUCGCGAUCGAUUCUUACUGUUGGUUACACAAAGGUGUCUUUUCUUGCGCCGAGAAACUGAUGAUGGGACAAACGACGGAUGCGUACGUUUCGUACUGUAUGAAAUACAUAAACAUGCUUUUGCAAUAUAAAAUAAAACCGAUCUUGGUGUUUGAUGGUCGACGAUUGCCCGCUAAGGAACAGACGGAAAUUAAAAGACGUGACUCGAGAAACAUGAAUCGUCGUAAAGCAAUGGAAUUGAUACAAAUGGGCCAAGUCGCAGAGGGAAAAAACUUAUUGAAACGAGCCAUAGACGUUACUCAUGAAAUUGCAUUAGAAUUAAUUAAACGUUGUCAAAAAGAGAACGUUGAUUGCAUUGUGGCUCCUUACGAAGCGGAUGCACAAUUGGCGUACCUGAAUAUUAUUGGUAUAGCUGACGUUGUUAUCACAGAAGACAGUGAUUUGACAUUAUUUGGAUGUAAAAGAAUACUUUUUAAAAUGGAUUUUAAUGGAAACGGAGUUUUAAUCGAACAAGAUCGAUUACAUUUAGCAAUGAACGUGCACUCCGAACAAUUUCACAUGGAUAAGUUCCGUCACAUCUGUAUUUUAUCUGGUUGUGAUUAUCUUCCGUCCUUGCCUGGCAUCGGCUUAAGGAAGGCACAAAAAUUUAUUGACAAAAACACGGAUGACAACAUACAUAAGGCAUUGACACGUUUAGGAUCUGUACUCAACAUGAAAUCGUUAGUUGUGACAGCAGAGUACAGAGAUGCAUUCGUGUUAGCGGAUAUAACGUUUAAACAUCAAUUAGUAUUUUGUCCGUUACAAAGGAAACAAGUACGAUUGAAUCCGCCCACAGCUGAUAUUACUGAAGAUCAAUUACAGUAUGCUGGUACUGAAUUAAAUGCAGAUAUCGCUUUACAACUGGCCUUUGGUAAUUGUGAUCCAUGUACUCUAAAAAUGGUUCAUAAUUUCGAUCCAGACAAAAUUGAACGUAAAAGGAAGUGUAAUGCUGAAAUAGAACAAACAUCUAUUAUUCACACUAGCAUUUGGUCCGACAAGUAUAAAUUAAAAACAGACAAUCAUAGAUAUGAGAAUACAUUAAACUCAUCAAUCAAAGCUAGAAAAGAGUUAUGUAUACGAAGAGAUUCUCUAAAAAAUGAGAACAUUUCUUUAAAAUAUACUAGUCCAACUAUACAAUGCGACAGAUUUUCAGAAUAUCAAGAUUUAGGAAAAAACGCUAUUUUGGAUAUGUAUAAUUCAAAUCAAAAUACAAAACUAAUUCUCAGCCCCGAAAAACGAUCGAAGGAAUAUUUAACAGAAAAUAAUGUAUCACCAGAAUUAUUUAAAACAAAAAAUCCAUUCGUGAAAAGAGUAUCCGAUCUCACAACCUCGCCGAGUAUUUUGUCUCAAGAAAAUUGCCGGAAAAGAGGAAGAAACUUAAUGCGCGUAAGGCGAACUAUCAUAGACGAAAACAUUAUCGUGGAAAGCAAAUAUUUUUCGAAACAUGAUAACGAGAAGAGCGAUGCACUAAAGUCAGAAAACAACGUUAAAGAUUUCAAUUUAAAACGUACAAAACGUAAUGAGAAUUCAACAAUGGACGUCUGUGAUGCAAGCAUGAAACGACAAAAAACAUUACAAGAUCUGAAAGUAUUUUCUGAAAUAGAAAAUGUCAAUGCAAACUUAACGUCAAGAGGCAUUGACGAUACACCUCCAUCGAAUCUGAACAAAUGUCUGACCAACUCUUAUGAAAAUAUUUCAGAAAGGACGUAUUCCAGUAACAGGAUAACCGAAAUAUCGCCAACGCGACAUUUCACAACUGUUAAUGAUAAUUGCAUUUCUGAUAAUUUAUUGGUAUCAAGCUCCGAUGUAGAAACCAUGCCUGAUUUAGCCAAUUACGAAAAUACCAGCAGUUUACGAGAUGAUUUAUCGAAAUGGUCAAAUACAAAAGGUUCUCCAUCCUUGCAUAAAAAAACAUUAAAGAAGAAAAGUUCAAUGAAUUCGAUUUCGCCUGCCAAUUCAGUAACAGGAAAGAAACAAUUGCGUCAAAGUAAACAAUUAACAUCAGUUCCCAGACAACAAAGCUUAUUAAGCAUGUAUGGAUUUCACAAAAGAUCGAGUCUUAAACAUUAACUUUAAGGAGCUCCAAUAUUUUGAUUUUUUGUAAUUAUGUAAGUCAGAUAGCAUUUUUCUAUAAUAAUAUUGAAUAAAGAUUGUUUUUAUAGUCUACAAAAUAUUGAAAGUAAAACGCAAAAAGCAGGUAAAAGCUUUUAUAAAAAGUAAAACUGUGAUUCUUAUUGUUACUACCAGCGCGUAAUCAACAUUUAUUUAGAAUGAGCGUUACGAUUGUAAAAAGACACCUGAGUUCUAUAUCUCUGUAUAAUUCACUGCCAUAUACGCAUAUAAACAUCGACUGAUUGUGAGCAUUAAAACUGUUUUCCGUCUUACUACUGCCACGUAUUAAUAUUUCAAUUUUAGGAGUGUACGUUAUGUUCCGUUGAAUGAUCUUAUGUGACUCGUUAAGUAGAAUUAUCUCAUCGAAAUUUAUCUUGAAUUUAUGAUCUCAAACUAUUAUUAUUAUACUAUUAUUAUAUUAUUUUUGAAAAUGAGGUUCAGAGAACUUUGUAGCAAAUUGAAUGUAAAAUCUACAUAUCAUCAAGAAAAACAAAAUAAGACUACAACUUUUUGUUGGCGAUUACAUAAAUUAUACAUAUUAAUUAAUGAAGUAUAUUUUGAAAUUCUCAUUUUUCUUUCUCUUUCUCUCCCUGUCUUUUCUGCUCCAUCAUCUCUCCUAUAUAAUUUUUCAAAUAAUCACGUAAAGAAGUUUGAAAUAUUUUAAUAUUAAAAAAAAUUACUAUAAGUGAGAGUGCAUCGAGGCAGUAGGCAUAGUAUUGUGGUCCCUUCGCACGAUUUAAUUACUGAUUUUUGUCGGAAUUACGAAUAAUUACUGAUAACAGUAAACAGAAUUAAACAUUUCUGACGAGCCGUUCGUCUGGCAUCUAUUAUCUUUAUUAACUCAAUCCGCUUUAUCACUUCACGAGCCUUAGAACCUUCGUUACCAAACACUCUGUACCAAUCUUAUCUAGUUUCCAAUUAUUAAAGCAAGCUUCUUUCAAAAAGAAUUGUAGUUAUAUAAAAUUUGACUUAUAUUUGAAUAAUCUUAAAUAUUAUAGAUCGUCAAUUUUGUCUAAGCAUAAAUUGUAAAUUUAAACAAACAAAAUCUAUGAUUCUAUUUCAAGUAAGUAGAAAUAAACUUUGGAUCUUAGAAACUUACAUCUACGAUAAAAUAAAAUACAUCUGUUGGUUUUUGUUCGUUUUGUCCAUAAAAGUUGUAAAAUUCGAUAAUUGCGCAAAUCAUAUAAAAUAAUUUAAUAAAGAAAAAUUUGAUACCACUAUCUUAUAAAAUAUUAUACAAUGUAGAUGUACAAUAAAUAUAAUUUAAGCGUUAAUUUAAUAAUACAAUGUAUAAGUAUUACAAAUAAAGUACAUUAAUUUUAUUAAUAUGCCAUUUUCCACGAUUGUUUUGUUUUCAAAUUGUUAGAUUGUGCAUUCUAUUUACCUGUUCACCGUGUUCGCUAUUUAUUAUAAUAUCGAGAUAAGAUGUAUGAAAUAAAUACUUGAUGCACAAGA